AUGGAAAUGUUGGACUCGGCUGAUUUUAGGAAACUGUUGAAUGACCGUCUACGAGCAUGCUUGUUCUCUCCAAACCUCACAGCUUAUGUGACAGAUCUGGGAGACCACAUUUUUGAAUUUUUGGAGAAAAACCCGAAUGUCUUCAAGUUCAAACAGGAAUUCCUUCACGAUCCCAAAAUAUUUACUGACAUUGGCAAGAGGAAACAUAAAACCAAAGCUAAGGACCAGCAUCCAGAAGAAACAGGAAAUUGCCACUUUGACAAAAGCACUCAUUCUGCCGGGAAUGAUGGAGAUAACUAUGGCGCACCGGGUGAGGAUUGCCUUCUUAGAUUAUUGCAUCACAAGGCUCCAACCAAGACACUCCCCAUGACCAUGAAGAAGCCAGUAGUGACAAUGUUGCUUGGGGGGGUUCAGGAACAUGGAAAGAAGGGGACUAGUUCUACUGAGGAAUGGGAAGAUAAUGUAAAAGAUGAUUUCACCCUUGUUACAACUUCUUCACUGAAACUCUCCAAGUCAACAUGGCAACCUAUGCUGAGCCAGGGAGACUGGUCCCUCCGGUUGACACAUCAUUUGUUUUCGGGUGCAGCAAGCAACACUGCAGAUGCCUUUUCAAUACCAUCUUAUGGUAAAGCAGAGUGGACACCUCCCACCUGCUCAGAGUUCAUUCAGCCUAAGCAGAUUGAGACCAGGCCUUUGAACAGGCUGGAAACUGAUAGAGUGAAUCGCGGUGCACAGGCCAACCUGCAAGAGCAGAGAAUACAAGCCCAGCUUAAUACAGAACGGCAGCAACCCUCCUUAACAGUAAACAAGUUCCACUGGUACUCAAAAUUACAAAUCCUCCCAGCAAGACACAAAUUUUGGAAUUUGGCUCAGAUGCAACGAGAAAAGAUCUACUGGAUAUAUCCCCGGCUUAGCCAGUUUUCAAGAUUAUUGCCACUUUGGGUGCAUCAAGGACAGCACAGCUGUCCAACUAUCACUUCACCAGUCACAUUGGACAACCCAAAAUUCAUGUCCGAACCAGCACAUAUACCCCAAACCGCAGUCAAUUCUACGCAAUAUGACUCGGUCAAUCUCACUGGUAUAAUACCCACAUCUGGCUUCCACCCAAACCUUUUUGAUGAAGUCAUCCAAAACCUUUGCAAUUGUUGCAACAAGGAGCAGGUUCAAAUCAUAGCUGAAAAUGUAUUUGGCAUAGGGUUUAUACUUCCCCAUGAAUACACACAGCUCCUUGCAGAAUCUUUGUUAGAUGCCAAUGACUUUUGCCCAACUAACCCCAAACUAGCACUCCAGGACCCACCAUCUGCUAACAAACACCAAAAUUUAGCGCAAGAUUUGGCACAACAUUGUCAUAGAACUUUUACAUGGAAAUACUGGACACCUUUUGCAAUAUCAUCAAAAAUUCUGCUGCCACAGUUGCCUACAAUCACACCUGCUACUUCCCCCGGAUCUGCAAGCCCCACCACUGCACAGGCCACUCAACUUAACAAAUGGCAGGCAAUACUAGAUUGGGAUUUGGGUAAUUGGUAUGAAGGAAUCCUAGUAAACCCCCAUGAAACAAUACAAUCACUGGUUAUAUUCCGGGAUGUUUCCCCUGGAUGGUAUAUCGUGCAAGUUACAGCGGUCAAAUUUGUGAACCUCAGACUCACAUACUAUAGAAAUGGUUCAAUUAAUCUGGAAACUAACAAUUCUCACCAGCUGCUUCAAUGGGAUCCUAAUAUUGGGUAUGGUAUUUUCCAUCAGCGUACCAAUGCACCCGAGUUGAGUGACGCCCCUUCCUGCACCUGUGCCAAUGACAGGGACUAUUACCAGAUGUUUUUGAACCAGAAGUCAACACAAUUCAUGGAGUGGCAUGAAGAGGCUGGAGACUGGCUUCCCCUCCAUCAUGUCACCAAAAAAACUGUUGCCAACCUUAGUGCAAUGCAUUAUAUUUUGAGGAGUACACAAAUGAUACUCAAAGACCCUUUUUUCUCAAUAUUCUUACCAAUAGAGGUUCUCAAAGAUGUAGGGAUUUUAGUGGGCACAUUUUGA
Molecule: messenger RNA, 2028 nt
Organism: Serpula lacrymans var. lacrymans S7.9
Lineage: Eukaryota; Fungi; Basidiomycota; Agaricomycetes; Boletales; Serpulaceae
Exons: 27
Coding region: 1-2028 (675 amino acids)
Source: RefSeq, a predicted model, not a curated record